AUGGCUCUUCUUGGUGAAAAGGAGAAUAGAGAGCCAUGGUUGAUGAUAUUGCCCGAAUUUGAGGUUGAUUGGGUUAAGAUAGUUGGAGAUAAACAAGGCGACAAAUACGUUGGCUUACAAGGAAGAACGUUUAUUCGUAACUCUAAUAUUUUGGGUGCAAUUGGUGCACUAGACGGGACACUCAUACAUGCAGUCGUGCCUGCUAGUCAUCAAACUGCAUAUAGAGGAAGAGGAGGUGGUCGAUGCUACCAAAAUGUUCUAGGCAUUUGUGAUUUCAAUAUGAUAUUCACAUUUGUUUGGGUCGGAUGGGAAGGCAUUGCACAUGAUUCUAGAGUGCUAACCGAAGUUGCAUUAAACCCAAAUUCUGGUUUUCCUUUUCCAUCUGAAGCUCCGUAUCGUAACACGAGGUAUUGGUUAGCAGAUUACCGACACAGACGUGAUUUAACUAAAGAAGAAAAAUUCAAUCAUGCGCAUGCACAACUUCGAAAUGUCAUUGAGCGUGCUUACGGUGUCUUGAAAGCUAGAUUCCCUAUCUUGAGGCAAAUGGCUCCUUUUCCAUUUACAAAACAAAGAAAUGUGGUCAUCGUUUGCUUCGCGAUACACAUAAUACAUGGCUACUUUGCGUGA
Messenger RNA from Cynara cardunculus var. scolymus (artichoke), 627 nucleotides. RefSeq lists its product as uncharacterized. The record is from RefSeq and is a predicted model, not a curated record. The transcript has 4 exons. Lineage: Eukaryota; Viridiplantae; Streptophyta; Magnoliopsida; Asterales; Asteraceae. Bases 1 to 627 code for a protein of 208 amino acids.